AUGUAUUGUUGGGGGAGUUCAGUGAACGGUGAACUUGGGCUUGGUGGGAUCGAGGAAGAGCACAUAUUGUCACCGAGGUUGCUGAAGAAGCCGUGGGCGAAAGAAAUAGUGCAUAGUGAGUGGUGUUCUCGUCGAAAUAUUGAUCAAGAUUCAUUCAUGACGGUGAUUCGUUUCUCAGUUUCUAGUGGGAACCAUCAUACGGUGUUCGUGACGAAAUCCGGGAGAAUUUACUCGUGUGGAUCGGACGAUUGCGGACAACUCGGUCAUACGAAGGAUACGAGAAAGAGACCGGAAAAAAUCGAUGCCCUGGAGGACCAUGACAUCGUAACAGCAGCGUGUGGCGGCUCAUAUACUCUGGCGUUGAACUCGGAAGGACAAAUCUUUGCCUGGGGAUCGAAUACUGCAGGGCAGUUGGGAUUUGGAAAAGCGGAUGAAUCGUGUGUCUCGAAACCGACGUUCUUGAGGGCCUUCGGCGGCAAGCGAGUUGUGCAGAUCGCUGCUGGGGACCAGCAUUCAGUGGCCCUAGUUGAAAGCAAGUUCGAAUUUCUGUGUCUUCAGACCGGCGAGCUGUUUGCAUGGGGCAGUAACAAUCAUGGGCAACUCGGGAUCGGAAAGAAAGGCGGACAAGAGAAUUUUCCGGUCCCCAUUAAGACGUUGGAAGGUGUUCCUGUGAAACAGAUUGCGUGCGGACAUUCUCAUACUGUGAUUUUGACACGAUCCGGUGGACUUUUCGCGUGUGGAAACAACCAUUUCGGUCAGCUGGGGAUCGACGAUGAAUCCGAUCGUCACUUCCCGUCGUUGUUGCGAACUAUCAGAUCGCAUCGAGUUUCUUACAUUUCCGCUGGUGGCGAUCACACAGUUGCAUUGACCAAAAGUGGCGGUGUGUUCACUUUUGGAGCUGGCAUGUAUGGCCAACUGGGUCACGGAUCAACUGCCAAUGAGAUUCUCCCACGGCGAGUUUUGGAAUUGAUGGGAAGUGAAGUUACUCAAAUAGCUUGCGGAAGACGACACACACUCGCAUUUAUUGCCUCCCGAGGACGUUUAUAUGCUUUUGGUCUCGGAGGCUCAGGGCAGCUUGGUACGAAAACCGGCAAGAAUUCCUGGCUUCCUGUUGUAGUUCCUGGCCCUUGGAAGUCUCCUCAGAACUCGUCAGAUUUCACAAAAGUGAACGAUGUCGACUCGGAUGAUGCCGGAUACUACAAAGCUGUGUAUAGUGGUGGUGAUCAAAGCUUCGUAUCAGUUACCCCCAUGCAGACUUGCGAUGAAGAAUUGGAUGAAGAGAGCCAUCGGAAUCUUCCUAACAUUUCCUUGCAGGAAGGCUACGAGCCGAGAGAUUUUCGGAAAUUUUUGCCUUCUACUCAAGUGCUUACCUUCUCGGGAGAGUUCAUGCGGAAAAUUUUGACUCGGGGAGCCAACGCUCCGAUUUCAUCGCUGGACACUGCUCGAGUCGAAAGCAUCGCGAGCACGCCGACGUGUCUGAACGCGUCGUUCUUGAAGCAAGGAAGUCAUUACGGCUGUGGCAGCAAAAAUGUUGGGAUUGAUAUGAACGAAGUGCGGGAGCUGUGGGAGACAGUCGGUGCGAUCAAAAACGAAGUUCUUCUGAAGACGUUAAGGAAGGGCUUGAAAUCUGCUGUCGAAAAGUUGCCCAGUUCACCCCCGGAUGUGGAAGCGCUGAGAAUUUAUGUACUUCUGCCAUUUUAUCACGAGUUCUCUGAUCCGGCGCAGAAAGGAAGUUUCCAGAUUCCGUUUGCGAGAUCGGUCAUGGCAUUGCCCACUUCCGCAAGAAGGGUCAUAGGCAUUUGGUGGUCGACAGUUUCACCCGAACUUUUCUUCCGGAUUUUGACAAUUUACAAGACCGUGAUUCAAACUAUUCUCAAGAACUCUGCUGCCGGGAAGGACGGCAAUCGAACGAGGAUGGAAAUAGAUUACUUGAAAAUUUCGUUGGAAGUUCUAGCGAUGCUUAAUACUCUCGUCAAAGACCACCGGUUGCAGAUUAAGCCGCAAGAAUUUUAUAUCGAAGAGCUGAACGAUUACGCAGAUAUUGCGAAGGAUUAUAUUCGUCGUCGUUACACACCAUCCAAGGAGCCUGAUAUGUUGUACUUCUGCAACUAUCCGUUUAUAUUCGAUGCUGCGUCAAAAACCGUGUUGCUGCAAACGGACGCUGCGUUGCAAAUGCAUUCUGCGAUGAAUGAAGCCCAGAUCAUAAUGUUUCCAUUUCCGCACGUCGACAUGCAGAACCAGUUUAUGGUGUUCAUCGUAACCCGUGAAAACAUUGUUCGUGAUACCCUCUGUCAACUUCUGAAAGCACCGGCCGAAGAUCUCAAGAAGCCAUUGCGAAUCGUGUUUGCGGGGGAAGAAGCAGUUGAUGCCGGAGGUGUUCGCAAGGAAUUUUUCAUUCUCUUGAUGCGAGAAUUGCUUGACCCAAAAUACGGCAUGUUCUUUUCGUAUCCGGAAACAAACGUGGUUUGGUUCAGCGAAGAAACAUUCGAAGACACUUCGAUGUACUUCUUGGUUGGAGUGAUAUGUGGAUUAGCAAUUUACAACUUCACCAUCAUUGAUUUACCGUUUCCUCUUGCGAUGUACAAAAAAUUGCUGGGAGAAGAAGUCGGGCUUGAUGACAUUCGCGACCUGUCGCCUGUGAUGGAAAAAACCUUGCGAGAGCUUUUGGAGUAUGAAGGGGAAGAUGUGGAAGAAAACUAUGCCUUGGCUUUUGAAAUAACAAGAGAAAGCUUUGGAGAAACGAAAACAAUCGAACUGAAACCAGGUGGCUCCAAUAUUCCGGUUAACAAGGAAAAUAAGAAAGAGUACGUAGAUCUUUACGUGAAGUACAUCCUCGACACUUCGAUUGAGUCCUCGUUCACGGCAUUUUACAAGGGAUUCCAUUAUGUGUGUGGAAGCUACAUUCUGUCGCUCUUCAAAGCUGAGGAAUUGAUGGAGCUCGUCGUUGGCAACGAGGACUACGAUUGGGAUCAAUUGGAAAAGAGCUCGGAGUACAAAAACGGUUACACGAAAGAUGACCCGACCAUCAGGUUAUUUUGGCAAGUUUUCCAUGGAUUGACGACGGAUGAGAAGAAGCGCUUCCUCAAAUUUCUCACCGGGACUGACAGGAUACCGAUUCUCGGCAUGAAAUCUGUGAAGCUUUUAUUCCAGCCGACGGGAGGUGGUGAACGAUACUUCCCGGUAGCUCACACCUGCUUCAACCUGCUCGACCUUCCUCGAUACAAGAGCGCACAAGUGCUGAGAGAAAAGCUUCUGUUGGCAAUCCAACAAACCGAAGGAUUCACUCUAGUCUAAGACAUUCUCUUGAACAUUCACGUCUCGUUACGUAUGUGCAACGUAGCAAGAAGCGGAAGUGACUAACGUGCCUCUCUGGCCUGUUUAGUGCGGGUUUCCGUUCGGUGAUUCUCAUUGAACUGAAGUUCUUUCUGAAGUGAUUUUUUUCUACAUAAAACUUUCCUAUGAUUUUCGACUUUGUGCUCAACUUCGAUUACCUGCUUCCUAAAUCCUUUUUAUCUGUUGACUUAUGAAGGCGUUCAGAAAUGUUUUUUGAGUGAUUGAUGGGUGAUAUAGAACUAAUGUAUAGGCCUUCCAUCUCCGGAAAUUCAUGAACAACGUAAUUUUUGUUACCGGGGUGGAUUCGAAACGUGAUGGACACUAGUUCAUGAUUGCGCAUGACCUUAUUUUUGCUCAUUAUCCAAGAGUGCAAAUGUUCAUGGGAGAAUUACGUACAUUUUAAAAAUUGUUCGCCUGUUAUUGAGCUUGGGUCAGUUGUUGUCCACUCCUCAUUUUUUCAGAAUUUGAUUUACAAAGUGCAGAAGCAUGUGUAGUUUUUAAUGGCCAUAACUGACUGUGUUUUGUAUUUUUUGUUGCAGGCAUUGAAUGUAAUUUGAUCUGCGGUGAAAUAUGAUUCGAAGGGAAUUCGUGAAGUUCUGAUAGUUGUGAUGAGAAGUGAUUUUCAUUUUGCGGUACUGAGCAAUCUUUGAAGUGUUGAAUGCGGUGAACGCUUUGAAACACUUAUCGAACGGUUUCCUCAGUGAUGGCAAUUAACGCAUUAGCUGAAAUGUCCGACAAAUUUUCGAUUACGUUAGUUAAUUUUUUGCUUGCAUCAUUUCAAAAUUUAAUUGCAAUUUAGCGUUAUUGUGGGUGAUUUUUUUUCUGUGUUCUGAUUUUGGUGCGACAUCAUUUCCUUGCGUGGAGGAAUGGCUUUGAAUUUUUCUGAGGUUAUCGCCGAAUUCUCAACUUAAACGACCUUCAAUUCGGUGUGUUACCAAAAUUACCCAUUUUUAAAUUUAGAAGAUAUUUUCCAUCUACCCUUGUGUUUUGGACAAACCUGAACCUGUGAUCGAACCCAAGAAUGCGCACCUUUGAAGUCAACUUAGCAUAUUUUGGAAGAACCUCGACAGAAAAAAGUGUUCUGAGGUAAUCAAAAUGGUCUUCUGUUCAUUUUAAAUUGGUUAAACCCCGAAUGCUGAAAUGAAUAAUCCCUGUCUAUUUUCCUGAUUCAGAUUUGAUUCUUGCCCG
Messenger RNA from Notodromas monacha, 4521 nucleotides. The record is from the annotation of a GenBank genome assembly. NCBI's taxonomy places the organism in Eukaryota, Metazoa, Arthropoda, Ostracoda, Podocopida, Cyprididae.